Messenger RNA from Entrophospora sp. SA101, 777 nucleotides. Lineage: Eukaryota; Fungi; Glomeromycota; Glomeromycetes; Entrophosporales; Entrophosporaceae. The record is from the annotation of a GenBank genome assembly.
AUGAUUUGGAGAUGUUCCAAAGUAUCUAAUUCUUGGAUAAGUAAAUAUUUAUUAAAGCAGAAGCAAUUUCCACCACAAAUUGCAGUUGCUGUUCAAAAAACUUACAACAAUGGUAAAAAAUUUCUUAGGAAACAUGUUUAUUGCAGUGGUUUUAGAGUAAAAAAUCAAAAAACUUCAUUCUAUUUUGAUAUCUGCAGAAUGGAUCUGUUAAGUCAAAAAAACACCAUUACUAUUAGACAAUCCGGAGAUAUCAGAAAAGAAGCAUUAAAAGAUAUUAGGCCAUACAUAAGAUUUACUGGAAACAGGCAAAAUGUUCCUUCAGCGAGUGCUUUUAGAACUAUAAAGUCUGAAUCUAAUCCAUUAAAAGACCAUAAUUUGCUUGAAAAAAUGCAUGUCACAAUUAUGGAAGUAAAUCAAGCAGAGAAAGAUGAUUAUGUUAAAAAAAAUGGAAUGGAUUCAUUAAACAAAAGAAAAUUAUUAGGAUAUAUUCAGGAUCCAGUCCAGACAGAACCAUUGUCAAUAGUGUUUUAUAAUAAAGCAUCUCUUAAAUACUAUCAUCUUUAUGCUUCAAGAAACCCUGGUAUUUUCAUUGAUUAUACAGGACAGCUCAUCAAGCCUGUACCUCCAUAUUUAUGUGCCAAAUAUCAAGACAAUCAAAAUGAUUAUAAAAAAAUACUAAAUGCACUUAUAACAAUGCCAUCAGGAAGUGGACCCAAUGCACCACCAAUAGAUAUUUUAGAAUUAGUUGCCAAUGAUCUUACUGCAAGCAAUUUGUGA